Messenger RNA from Seriola dumerili (greater amberjack), 3054 nucleotides. RefSeq names its product integrin subunit beta 5 (gene itgb5). Bases 495 to 2927 code for a protein of 810 amino acids. The record is from RefSeq and is a predicted model, not a curated record. Gene Ontology annotation, molecular function: integrin binding. Gene Ontology annotation, biological process: cell adhesion mediated by integrin; cell migration; cell-matrix adhesion. The transcript has 16 exons. Gene Ontology annotation, cellular component: focal adhesion; cell surface; integrin complex. Lineage: Eukaryota; Metazoa; Chordata; Actinopteri; Carangiformes; Carangidae.
GAAAGUCAUUGUUGGAGUUGUGUGUGUGUGUGUGUGUGUAUAUGUGUUUAUCUUUUCUUUUUUUUCUUUGUUGACGCGCUGCGUUUGCGCUUCUGCUUGACCUCUGCGCGUAUUUGUCGACCGAAGUGAAGCCAUGAAGCCGACCGAGAAGUUGUGGAGUCGCUGUCCGGUAUGAGACGUGGAAGGCUGCAGAGGUGUCCACACAGACAAGACUCGGGACGACUGGAGUGCAAGAACCGGAUCAACAGGACGGUGGCGUGGGGCGGUCGCUUUCUGCACACACUUAAAACAAUGGAAAACUCCCUCUUUUCACACCGAUCCGUCAUUAUGAGCAGAGACUAGGCGCUUCGCUGCAGCUGCGAUGGUCUAAACCUAAACACACUUUACUGUGUUUACUGUGGACUGAAUCCAAAUGAGAGGUCUGAUGGGAAAGAAAUAAAUUGUGUGUCUGCUGCGAAUAGAGAUAGGAAUUUGUCUUUCUCCACUGAGCGUUGAUGAGCACGCUGAGUGACACCAUGUGGAGCCCGGGGACGUGGAUGUGGCGAGCGGCUCUGUGCUGCGUGCUUCUGGAAACAUUAACGCACACCGCCAGAGGUCUCAACAUGUGCAUGAGUGGCAGCGCGACGUCCUGUGAAGAAUGUCUCCUGAUUCACCCCAGUUGUGCCUGGUGCGCACAAGAGGAUUUUGGGAGGGGGCGGACUCUGAAGUCACGGUGCGAUUUCAGUCACAACCUGCUGAGGAGGGGCUGCGAGGUUCGGUUCAUCGAGUACCCGACCAGCACCAUCGCGAUCUUGCAGAACAUGCCCCUGAGUUCUAAAGGGUCCGGGGCGAGCCAGUACGAUGCCGUCCAGAUUAUGCCUCAGAAAAUCUCCCUCAGCCUGCGGCCGGGAGACCAGACGUGGUUCGGAGUGCAGGUGCGGCAGGUGGAGGACUACCCGGUGGAUCUCUACUACCUGAUGGACCUGUCUCUUUCCAUGAAAGACGACCUGGACACCAUCCGUAACCUGGGCACCAAGUUGGCCCAGGAGAUGGGAAAGCUCACCAGCAACUUCAGGCUGGGCUUCGGCACCUUUGUGGACAAAAACAUAUCCCCCUUCUCCUACACAUCGCCCAAGUAUCAAGAGAAUCCAUGCAGUGGAUACAAACUGUUCCCCAACUGCGUCCCCACCUUCGGUUUCCGCCACAUCCUCUCGCUGACGGACAAAGUGGACCGCUUCAACGAGGAGGUGCAGAAGCAGAUGGUAUCUCGCAACCGGGACGCACCAGAGGGCGGGUUCGACGCCAUCCUGCAGGCAGCUGUUUGUAAGGAUGAAAUAGGCUGGAGGAAGGAGGCCUACCACCUGCUGGUGUUCGCCACGGACGACGUGCCUCACCUGGCUCUGGACGGCCGGCUGGGCGGCCUCGUCCAGCCCCACGACGGACAGUGUCACCUCAAUGACAAGAACGAGUACAGCGCCUCCACAAAGAUGGACUACCCUUCUCUGGCUCUCCUCGGGGAGAAACUGGCAGAAAAUAACAUCUUUCUCAUCUUCGCCGUCACAAAACGCCUUUACGUCAUUUAUAAGAACUUCACUGCACUCAUACCUGGGACGACAGUGGAAAUCCUGGAUCAGGACUCCAAGAACGUGAUUCAGCUCAUCAUCAACGCCUACAAUAACAUCCGCUCUAAAGUGGAGCUGACAGUGUGGGACCACCCAGAGGACAUCAGCCUUUCCUUCACCGCCACCUGCCAGGAUGGGAAACCGCUGCCAGGCCUCAGGAAGUGUGCCGACCUAAAGAUAGGAGACACGGUUUCGUUCAACGUGAGCGUGGAGGCGCGGAGCUGCCCCCCCCGCGGCGCCGACCAGAGCUUCACCAUCAAGCCGGUGGGGUUCAAAGACCGUCUGGAGGUGGCGGUGGAUUAUCAGUGUGACUGCGGCUGCAGCCGGACGGCGCAGACCAACAGCAGCAUCUGCAGCUCCAUAGGUACCUAUCACUGCGGCACGUGUCACUGCGAGCCGGGCUACCUGGGCGCCCGCUGCGAGUGUCAGGAGGGCGAGGCCAGCAGCAUGUACCUCAGCGCCUGCCGGGAGGCCGAGGGCAAGCAGAUCUGCAGCGGGCGGGGAGAGUGCAGCUGCAACCAGUGUCUGUGCUACGAAUCGGAGUUCGGGAAGAUCUACGGCAGCUUCUGCGAGUGCGACGACUUCUCCUGCGCCCGGCACAAAGGCAUCCUCUGCUCAGGUCACGGAGAAUGUCACUGCGGGGAGUGUAAGUGUCACGCCGGUUACAUCGGCGACAACUGCAACUGCUCCACAGAGACGUCGUCCUGCGUUUCCGAUGACGGCCAGAUGUGCAGCGGGCGCGGCAGCUGCGUGUGCGGCCGCUGUCAGUGCACCGAGCCGGGGGCCUUCGGAGAUACCUGUGAAAAAUGCCCCACCUGCCCCGAUGCCUGUGGCACUAAACGGGAGUGUAUCGAGUGCCGGCUCUUCAACUCGGGACAACUUGCAGACAACCAGACUUGCCAGCGCCUGUGCAAGGAUGAAAUCAUCACUGUGGAGACCCUCAAGACUGACGACCCCGGCGCCGUGCUCUGUCUGUACAAGACGGACAACGACUGCGUCAUGAAAUUCACGUACUCCGAGCACGCCAGCGGACAGUCCAUCCUCACUGCUCUUAAAGAGCCAGAGUGUGGCGGCGGGCCUGACGCCAUGACGGUGCUGCUGGCCGUGGUCGGCAGCAUCCUGCUGGUGGGAGUCGUGCUGCUCGCUGUGUGGAAGCUGGUCAUCACCAUUCAUGACCGGCGAGAGUUUGCACGCUUCCAGAGCGCACGCUCACGUGCCCGCUAUGAGAUGGCCUCCAACCCUCUGUACAAGCAGCCGGUCUCUACGCACUUCGUAGAAACAGAUUUCAACAUGUACGGGAAGUCCUACAACGGGGGGGUCCACUGAUCCCUCAGCACAGGGCUCGGCAGGACCGGUCCGACUAACAGAUCCCUGGAGGACGGCGGACUGAACACACUCAUCCCUCUGCACAGUGCACAACUGAGAACACAAGUGAAAUGAACUAGACUGUGUC